CUCCUGCAAAGCUUCCAAAACCACUUCCUGUUCCAGACUCCAAGCCUAAAAAGAAGAGAGGGUGUCUCCGCCUUUGAAAAAUGAAAGAAAGCAUGGUAUCUUGUCAUGACCUCGGGAACUUGGUUCUGCAGAUAUGUGGUAAACGAUAUGAUGAAGCUUGCAAACUGAAUGCAAUUCGGUAUACCAGAGGAGAGCCCAUUAGGUGAUGGUUUGGGGGAAGGUUAUGGCAUGCUUGGGCAGGCCGGGAAUGGGAGGCUACGUGUCUCAGCUGCGCAGAACAAACUUGCUGCUAAAGUGGCAAAAAAAUUCAAGGAGAAGAGUUAUGGUAGCAGUGGUGCAACAUCUGGACUGACAUCUAGUUUGGCCUUUACACCAGUUCAGGGAAUAGAGCUGUCAAACCCACAGGCACAUGGGAACCUUCUUGGAAGUGGAACCCAGAACACCUACUUCUCGGAGAACGGAACAUUUUCUCGGAUGAGUAGGCCUGGAGGCUAGAAUCUGAAAAUGGAAGGACCUGAUUCUCAGUUUUACCACGUGAUUUGUAAAAUAAGUACAGUUUCCGCGCAAAAUAUAUACAUGUAAAUACAGUUCAUGCACUACAACAUCACAAUGUAUGAAGUCAUGCAGUACACAACAUUACAGUUCACGCACUACAACAACACAAUGUAUGAAGUCAUGCAGUACACAACAUUACCUAUGCUUCGUGGAUGAUUUUUCCAGAAAACCCGCUGGAAUUACCUUA
This is a messenger RNA of Hordeum vulgare subsp. vulgare (domesticated barley), 742 nucleotides long. RefSeq names its product U4/U6 small nuclear ribonucleoprotein Prp31 homolog. Lineage: Eukaryota; Viridiplantae; Streptophyta; Magnoliopsida; Poales; Poaceae. The record is from RefSeq and is a predicted model, not a curated record. Gene Ontology annotation, cellular component: precatalytic spliceosome; U4/U6 x U5 tri-snRNP complex; U4 snRNP. The transcript has 5 exons. Gene Ontology annotation, biological process: mRNA splicing, via spliceosome; spliceosomal tri-snRNP complex assembly. Bases 169 to 495 code for a protein of 108 amino acids.